Messenger RNA from Malaclemys terrapin pileata, 3567 nucleotides. It is a transcript of the gene TMEM254, whose product is annotated as transmembrane protein 254. The record is from RefSeq and is a predicted model, not a curated record. NCBI's taxonomy places the organism in Eukaryota, Metazoa, Chordata, Testudines, Emydidae. Bases 50 to 427 code for a protein of 125 amino acids. The transcript has 4 exons.
CCGCCUCCGUGGGGCGAUGCUGUGAGCGGCGCUCGAGGCCAGUGCCAACAUGGCGGCGUCCCCUGGGGACCCCGGCGGCUAUUUCCGGAGCACCAGCCGCUUCUGGAUGGGCGCCAUCGCCAUCUCCAUAGGCUACUUCGCUUGGGCAGUCUUUUUACCUUCAACAAUACCCUACAAGAAUCUGGGACAAUUUGGCCAUUUUACUAAAUAUUUAGUGGACAACCACCCCAAACUGCUAUAUAAUGGGUUUUGGCUUGCCUGGGGAAUUCAUAUAGCUGAAGCAUUGUACAGUAUCAAGUUAUGCAAGACCAAAGGCAUCACUGACAGCUCUGUUCAACGUCGAUGGUUCAUCCAAACCUUCCUCUUUGGUAUAGCUUCUCUCUCCCACCUGCUAGCCUACAAGCCUCCGCCUAAGAAGCAGAGAUAAAGGAUUGGAAAAGAGGCAAAUAAGGCUAAUAUAUUUCAACCUUGUUCUUAGAAAGUGGAUUCACCCUAUGUGUUUAGUUGCUGUGAAUGAUCUAAAAGGCAUUUCUUGUUAUGUGAGCCGGUGCACUCGUGCCAAGGCAAUCUUGUGGUAUCACUGCUAUUAUUAAAUGCCUGGUUUGAGAUAUGGGCUCACUUGAUAGCUCAAGAAAUUAGUAUGGGAACAUGGAGUAUCUCACUUUGUGCUUGCAAAAUUCAGUCCAGAUUGGGUCAGGGACCAGAUAUCACUGCCCUCAGUUGGUUGUUUAAUGGCCUAUAUCUAAGGCUACGAUUUUGUCACAGAGGUUGCAGAAGUCACAGGUGGCAGGGGGCCAAAGGUGACUCGUGGGAGGGACACAAAGGGGGCACCAGCUAAAGGGGAUGUGUCCUCUCCACGUGACUCCUCGCCGCCCCUAGCCUGGGGUCUCUGCACUCUCCCCAUCCCACAUUACCUCAGGGGGCGGGCUCUGUCCUCCCACUGUACCAGCUCUCCCUGCAUGUUCGGCUGCUCUUCCUGGAAGCCAGGCCCCAGAGCUGUUCCCGGAUGCUGCCUGAUGCAACACAGUAGCUGCCUGGGAGAAUGCCUGGCUGCCUCCCGCCCAGGCUUGGCUUCUGGGACAGCAGCUGAGUGAGUUGGAGCCCCCCAGACCUCUCAGAAUUGGCUCCUGUCCCCAGAAGCUGAGCCUGGGCUGGGGGCAGCCUGCUGCUGCUGCAGCCAGGUGCUCUCCCAGUCAGCCACUACACUGUGCCAGGCAGCAUGGCUGGAAGAGGAGAGGCUUUGGCCCAGGCCCGCUGCUGGGGGCACUUGGCCCUCCGUUAUCCUACCAUGAGUCACCCCUGCAGGGGGCCCCCAUGGCUGCCAGCCAUGGAGCUCCCAAUCAGCCAGGAGAUCCUGGAGCUCUGAGCCAUAGGCAAUGGGGGCCCCUGGAGUGCCGAGCUGGGGAUCCCGCAGCUGCCCCAUUGCUGUGGGCAGUGGGGGACACCAGAGCCCCAGCAAUAAUGCAUGCUGGACCCUUAUCCAUAAUAAAAUGGGUAGGGAAAUUUUUAGUACAAGUCAGGGACAGGUCACAGGCUUCCGUGAAUUUUUGUUUAUUGCCCAUGACCUGUCCCUGACUUGUACUAAAAAUAUCCGUGACAAAAUCUUAGCCUUACCUAUAUUCUAUGUUCAAUUUGCUUCAAACUGAAAAGCACAAUUCCUCUCUACUCCCACCCAAAGAAAACCCCACCACCCUUGUUGGCAAUAGGCAUUAAGACAGAACUACCCUUUUUUUGGUAGGUGUUUUUCUUCCACAUCAGCAGAGAGACACUUUACUUAUGUAGUAUAGAGAAGUCUCUGCUUGUUCUAGGCUAGAAUGGUUUUCCCAGGCUUUCAAUAAAUAAUUUUCACCAACAUUUUUGGUUAAAAUUCCACCUACAUGUUUUUAUCUUGUUCAGUCUUCCCAUAUCAGAGAGAAAUGUCCCUAAAGUUGCAGGAACACUAACAAGUGGCUACAUUAUACAGGAUGAUGUUCAAUGAUCUGAGCCAGAAUAUGUAGUGAAACAAUUCACUCAGUUAAUUUAAGGUGACAGAGAACUUGUUGAUGUUACCUUGCCUUAAGUCUCGCACAGUGGGAACUUGUCUCUUUGAAUGGUGAGUUUAGAUUAUGGAAGUCAGUGACCAAAUAUAACUUGAGGGAGAGCAGAUUAAGUGCAGCUAUUUUCUGAACAACUGAUUAACAAUACAUGUAGAAGUUAUAGAAGGUUAAUUAGGAUUCCUAGAUAUAACAUUUUCUUAUCUCAAAACAUAAGUCUUAUAUCUACUGUUACUGUAAUGAAAUGUAGAUUAACUAUUCAACUAGAUGUUAAUGCACUGGUCCAAGAGACUCUAUUAUUCAGUUCCCCAAAUGUAAGGAGUAAAAUUCUGCUCCAUCUUUCUUAGACCACUUCUAAUAAGCAGUCAAUUUGUCUGUGGUUUGACAGGUUUCACUCUACUGUACACUAUUGUAUUGGUCUAUUGUUGGACUUUUCAGGAGGAUUAAGAGUGAAAACGUGUUCUGUCAUGUUUUAACAUUGCUCCAAAGGAGCAUGACCACUUAAAAUAUCUGAGCUGCUAUAUUCAAGGUAUUUUUUGGGGGAAAGAUGGUUAAAGUAUUACUAUUAUGAUUCAUAGCUAAAACUAUUAUUUAGUCAUGGAGGUCACGGAAGUCAUGGAAUCUGUGACUUCCAGCAACCUCAAGGACUUCAGCCUGUGGUGGUUGGGAGCUGCAGGGUCCCCUGCUGCCCACAGGGGGCAGGGAUCUGCAGCAUACUCCUGUCGUCUCUGGCAGCACCUGGAGCUCCUAGCUCCCCACAGCUCCCAGCCCCCACAGGCAGUGGGGAGACCCCCAGAGCUGCAUAUGGCAGGGAUACCCCUCAGCCGCUACAGGCAGCUCCCAGCCUCUGCGCAGCUGCACUGCUUCAGGCAGUGCAUGGACCCGAAGAUCCCCAUUUGUCAUGGAGAUUUUUAGUAAAGUCACGGAUAGGUCACAGCUUCCAUGAAUUUUUCUAUUUUGCCCGUGACCUGUCUGUGACUUUUACUAAAAAUAUCCGUGACAAAAAUCUUAGCCUUAUUCAUAGCCCCUGUGGUGUUAGGCUCCUUUUGGGGUGGAGGGGAGGCUACCUGAUGACUCUUACAUAAAUGGAGAGAGCAGCUGCCAGUCCUGUUGCUGCAGUAGUGGAGUCACCUUGAGUAAUCUUAAAUACCUUAGGCAGUGCCUAUGUCUGCCUGUGAACCAAGGCUGGCAGAUUUCACAGUGCUGGCACUCCCCUUUUUAAGCAGCUAGUAAAGGGGUGCAGAGGCUUCAUCCAAGCACUAGAGCAUAGGGAGUUAACUUCUUGACAAAUUCUGCUCUAAGCAUAAAGGUAUAAGGCACACCUGAAGAGUUAAUUGGCAAUUUAACAACAACAGUCCUGUGCUGUUAAGUGUAAGAGCAUCUAGGAGGGUAUAGUGUCAUACCUGGUAAUAAAGAACAGGGUGUGAGAGCACAAGCUUUGCUUCAUUUCUGUAAUCGGCCUGCCCCUUUAGAACUUCCAAUCCUUGAAACUUAAAAAUAAAGAAUAGAAAGAAAAAGCUGCCUUGAGACUUUU